AAACAAUGAAAAGGACAAGUAAUAAAAACCAGGAAAAAUGUUAAUAUAUUUUUCUAUGGUCUUGAUUUCUGCUUUGAAGGGCUACAUAUGCCUUCCAACACAAGCGUGCAUAUGGUCAAAUAGAACGCUAAAUGUUGUUGAUUCUUGUCCAACAACUAAAGAGGAAACAAUAAAAGCAGCAAGGAUCAAAAGAUGUGAUGGCAUUGCAAGGAGUCAAAACUGUACUAAACCAUCUCAAUUCAAGUAUCAUUGUAUAUAUAGCUUCCGUCAAAAGAUGUUUGUUGAAGUUUGCUCAGUCGAAACUGAUGUUCAUGGUGUAUGUAUCGUUUAUGAUACGAGAUUUUCGAAGAUUCAACCUGUUUACAAUAUAAAAUGUAGAGAUAUUUCUGCGGCUUGUCCAGAAAGUUAUCUAUCGACUGAGGGACAUUUGUAUGCAACAUGUCCUGGGCUGAUGAACCUGACAAUGUAUGAUAUGACAGGGAAAAAUAACAAUCCUGAAAACCCGGAAAAUAACGAACAGUAA
Saccostrea echinata is the source of this 523-nucleotide messenger RNA. RefSeq lists its product as uncharacterized. The record is from RefSeq and is a predicted model, not a curated record. The transcript is spliced from 4 exons. Bases 38 to 523 code for a protein of 161 amino acids. NCBI's taxonomy places the organism in Eukaryota, Metazoa, Mollusca, Bivalvia, Ostreida, Ostreidae.